GCGGUGUAAGAAUGGUUUUGCGCUGGCAUCGGAUUGGCAUGCAUCAAGUCAGACUGUCCCAUGAAUUAGCUCCUUCUCAGAAUGCAGUGCGCGGGUGAAGGCAGCGGAUGGCGACGGCUAAGAGUGGGAAACUGGGAACGCUGUGCUAGUAGGUAACUCAAGGAUUACAUCACCCAGCUCGUUUGUACUUUGGAGAGGUUAUCAGCCCACCGUGCCAAGCAAUCUCCACCGCCUGAGAUGUUCUGCUCCGCUGCUUUCGCUUCUCUGUCACCAGCUUACCAUCCCGUACCCUACGCUUGAUCCGAAUGCUUACCACCCGCGAGCCACAGCUUGUUCGACUGUUUGGUCAUGGCACGCUACCCUCUGGUAGGCAAAAAGCAAGUCAUCACAGCCCCUCAAAGCUUCCGGUAGAUAAGUCCAGAUCCAGUCGCUCGCAGCAAUUUGUUCCUGUUCUUCUGCGUGGUUUCUCUUCCCAUUCAGUCCACAAAUCUCCGCUCACGAAGAAGUCUCUUCAUACUGUGUCUUGUCUAUUCUGCUUUGGUCAAGUCAGCACCACGACCACUACAGCAGGCAUCCUAAACCACUAUCGAGCUCCUGAAGCAAGCAUCAAAACCGCAAGCAUGGCUGACCGCGAUCCCUCGCCUCGCGAUGGCACUACCGAAAUGAACAGCAGCGUUCAUCGCUGCGACAGCGCCGACCACCAGUUGCUGCGUGACCGCCAUGCCAUCCCGGCUAGUAUCCUCUUCCGUCAAACCGGUCGCCCAGAACACGUACCCCGGUUUCGCUAUCACCACCAGCCUCUCAUGUCCGUCGACCAGGGCAUCCUGGGCAUAGACGCCCACGAGGAGUUCCAAGCCUACUGUGCGCAGAACUCGGACGACUCACCGUCCGAUGCUAGCUCGGUCCAGGAGGGUUAUAUCGAGAAUGUUAGCGAGCCGAUCAUGCUGAAGCAUCCGCGUGAUAUGUCGCCGUCUUCGCAGACAUUACAUAGGCGGCGAUUCCGUGCGAAGCGGGAGGCGAAGAAGCAGGGGAAGAAGCAGGUGCGAAGGCAAAGGUUGGCGGAGAAGAGGAAGGGGAUUGUGUUCGAUCGGGAUGAUGGCGUCCUGGUCUUUGAGGAGGAUAUGGUGGCGGCGUUUGUGAUGGCGAAGGACAGCGUUAGUCUUGCCGAGGAUGCCACAGAGGAGAUAAGACGCCAGGGCUCGUGGUCGCAGCCGAUUGCCGAGUUCGUGGGAAGCUUUCCACGGAAGUUGUCGUCUUUCUGGGUCAGGAAGAAGUCGAGGGAGACGUUGCCGGUUUGCGAUGAGAGUAACCGUACCGCGCGCACCCGCGCCAACGCCAUCCAGGAAGACGCCGAGCUGCAGUUUCCGGUCUACGAUUUCAGUGCUAGCAGCAAUUCUGCUCGUGAAGAGCAAGCUUUCGAGGACGCCGAUACCAUAGCUCCUGACGCUGUCGAGCCGGAUGGCGCUUCGUUGAGACGCUGCGGCAGGAACGGUGAACGUGGCCGGGCCUCGUUCACCUACACCAAGAGCGAAUACAGCGAGCCGUCCUCGCCACACUCGCUGAUGAGUGAGCCUCCGCCUCCAUACUCGCCCCGCGAAGAGGGCAACGGAUACCACCCUGGAUUGUCAGCUCAGCGAGAAGCUUCCGACGCCGAAAGGCUUGCAGUGUGCAUUCUCCGCGUAAGCCAUCUGGUUCGAGAUGGUGAAUUCGAUGACGGAGUCAGGCAAGCUUACUUUGAUGAGUUUCCGGGCAAUCGCACACGCACAACAGAAUAUGAACAGGCAGUUGCAUCCGAGAUUUUACGUCUAGAGGUUGACGCCGAGCAGCAUCGUCGCGAUGCUGAGUUUAGGCUCGCCGAGGCUGAGCGAGAAGCGAAGAGACUUGCGCGUGAGCGUAAGCUGUCAUGGUUCCUUCCCCGAAGCACGGCGGCUAGGGUCGGUCAGAUGCAGACCUUUCGCUUGCUUAGGUCGGCGAGUGUUCCUGUGCUUCCCAAGAAAGCGCAUGUCAGGGAUGAAUUUGAUGAUGAUGGCGAUGAUAACGAUGCUGUGACGGAAGCUGUUCGGCUCGUUGCGCUGCACAGUGAGCGUGCACGAUCGUUUGUAGGGUUCACGUGAAGGGUUGCAGAGCGUCGGUAGCUACCAUUUA
Molecule: messenger RNA, 2145 nt
Organism: Baudoinia panamericana UAMH 10762
Lineage: Eukaryota; Fungi; Ascomycota; Dothideomycetes; Mycosphaerellales; Teratosphaeriaceae
Exons: 1
Coding region: 306-2114 (602 amino acids)
Source: RefSeq, a predicted model, not a curated record